Penicillium daleae is the source of this 1422-nucleotide messenger RNA. Its product is annotated as BCL5p. NCBI's taxonomy places the organism in Eukaryota, Fungi, Ascomycota, Eurotiomycetes, Eurotiales, Aspergillaceae. The transcript has a single exon. The record is from RefSeq and is a predicted model, not a curated record. The coding region runs from base 1 to 1422 and encodes 473 amino acids.
AUGGUGACAUCCACAGCGAGGUCCAACUCGUUCCCCCUGAAACCCUUAGAUCAGUGGCGGCCCCUGGAAAACAUUCGAUCGCUGUUGUUUCUCGUUGUGCGCGAGAAUCUCAAUGAAGAAGCUAUGCGAGACUCUCUCGAUCGACUCAUUAGAGAUCAUCUGCCAAUUCUUGGAGCUCGAAUUGAGCCCAAAAAGACCGAUCUCGAAUAUCGUCUACCUAAGCCUUUUCCUCCGGCUUAUCUUUUGUUCGAAUGGACAAACAAUUCAGUAAACUCCUCUUUGGAGGAUAUCAAUUUGUUACCCAGAGGGCCUCCAUCUACAUCUGGCCCGUUCUUUGCACCCUCCAAUAUCCCAGAUAUGGAGAGGGAAUGGAUACCGUCCACAUGGCCCGUGGAACGCAAAUACGAGAGACCCAAUGCACCUUUGCUUUUCGUACACAUCACUAAGUACACCGACAGCACGAUCGUUGCAUUGAAUAUCCCACAUGCAGUAUCCGAUCAACUGGGCUUUGGAAGCAUGAUCAAUGCUUGGAUGAGUGUUCUCCAAGGGGAAGCUCCGCCAGAGUUUCUCAAGGUCUCGUUGAAUGCGCUCGACGGUCCCAAACUUUCGCAAAGAGAGCUGCGAAUGAAGGGGAAAUAUCGCAUUCUCAGCAGUCGGGAGCAAGCCACGAAGCUUAUUCCUUUCAUCCCGAGUUUUGUGCUGGACUCGAAAGAAAUUCGAAAGACCCUGUUUUUGCCAGUCGAGAUUGUCGAUGGCCUACGCGAGCGCUGUAUGGGCGUAAUCAAGGCAAAAUACGGCGAGGAAGCUGCUAGACUAUCUAACACUGAUGUGAUAACUGCGAUCCUCGCCAAGUUCGCCUUCCUGGGCCGAAAGACCUCGAAGAUGCUGACCCUUAGCACGACUCUUAAUAUUCGAGGACGUCAUCCUGCUCUUCCAGCGGACAAACCCUAUCUUCACAAUGCGCUAUCCUUCGCCGUUAGCCGUCUUCCGAUUGCAAAGACCUCAUUAGCGGAGGUAGCUUACAAGAACCGCCUUGCAGUCAACGAAGAGCUUCAAUUGAAAAAUAUCGAGCGCAGCUUGGCCGUCAGCAAGGAGAUGUACAAGCGGAAAUACCCCCUUCAUGUCGUUGAGCCAUCGGAUCUCAGCUACGCGAUCACACAUUGGUCCGGAGCAUGGCGCGAUAUUGACUUUGGACCGGCUGUGAUGAGACAGGAGGGUCGCGAGUUGGAUGCCAGUCAGAAGAUCGCAGCAGUGCCUCUUGUCUUUGGUCAAUCCCUUCAACGCAAUUUUCCGACCAGAUUUAACUCUCAGAUCAUGAGCAAGGCAGAUGGGGGUUAUUGGUGUGAUUUUACUGCUAUCCCGAAAACAAUGGCCAACGUUGAGAGUCUUCUUAAGUCGGAUCCUAAGCUGCAGACUCUCUAA